Messenger RNA from Alnus glutinosa, 1750 nucleotides. RefSeq lists its product as uncharacterized. The record is from RefSeq and is a predicted model, not a curated record. Bases 262 to 1362 code for a protein of 366 amino acids. Gene Ontology annotation, cellular component: nucleus. NCBI's taxonomy places the organism in Eukaryota, Viridiplantae, Streptophyta, Magnoliopsida, Fagales, Betulaceae. Gene Ontology annotation, biological process: rRNA processing. The transcript has 8 exons. Gene Ontology annotation, molecular function: nucleic acid binding; 3'-5' exonuclease activity.
AGCCCAGCCCACGAGACGCCUCUUCUUUCUGGUCUACAGGUGAAGGCAAUGGGAGCUCUAAAAGGAAUGAAUUCAGAAAAGGAACACUCCAACUGCGAGGAAGAAAAACGUAUAAUUGGAGUAAUAUUUUGGAUUUUAAAACCCUAACCUCACUCUCUGUAGACUGGCAGAGUCUGUGAGUAUUCCACCUCUUCCCCAGCAUUUAAUUACCACUCUGUCUUACUUUGACACUGCGAAAUUCCCGCCACUUUCAGAUUCUCCAUGGACUUCGAAGUAGAAGCACAGGCAGAAGCAGACUUUCCCAAAACCCCAACCACAAGGCACAUAUGUUCUGCAUGCUACAAGCAGUAUAAGAAAAAGGAGCAUUUUGUUGAGCACAUGAAGGUCUCAUACCACUCAGUUCAUGAGCCUAGAUGUGGGGUGUGUCAAAAGCACUGCAGAUCUUUUGAAUCACUUAGAGAGCAUCUUACUGGUCCAUUGCCAAAUGCAAAUUGUUCAAAGAUUUUCUCUGAACAAGGUUGCAAUCUUUGCUUGAAAGUUCUUGAUAGCCCCAGUUCUCUCUGUGAACAUAAGAAAAGGUGUUGCCUAUCUGCACCUACUCCAAUAGGAACAGUGAAAAUGGUGUAUUCAGACCCUACUGUUGUAAACCAAAAUGGCGGUCCUGAAGCAAUUGCUAUAGAUUGUGAAAUGGUUGGUGGUGGAAGUGAUGGAUCACUGGACCUUUGUGCUAGGGUUUGCCUAAUUGAUGAAGACGAGAAUGUGAUUUUGCAUACUUACGUGCUCCCUCAACUUCCCAUCACAAAUUACAGAUUUGAAAUAACUGGGUUAACAGAAGAGCAUCUAAGAGAUGCGUUGCCACUUAAGUUAGUUGAAGAAAAAAUUUUGCAAAUUUUGUACAAUGGAGAGUCCAUUGGAAUGGCAAGGCUGGCUGGUGGAAAGGCAAGGCUUCUUGUGGGGCAUGCACUGGAGCAUGAUUUGGAUUGCUUGAGAAUGACUUAUCCCGAUCAUCUGCUGAGGGAUACGGCAAAAUACCGUCCAUUGAUGAAAACAAAUCUGGUUAGCCACUCACUCAAGUACCUGACCCGCACAUAUCUAGGGUACGAUAUCCAGACAGGCUUUCAUGAUCCAUAUGAAGAUUGCGUGUCUGUAAUGCGAUUAUACAAGAAAAUGCGUGCCCUCGAUCAUCAGAAAGGUGGUACUGAGAUAUCAACUGCUGCUCUCCGUUCCCAAAACAUUACAAGCAACUUUGAUUCCUUUAGAGCCAAGGAACUUGAGCAGAUGACCCCAGAUGAGCUUUAUGAGAUUUCAAGACCAAACUAUAGGUGUUGGUGUCUGGACUCAAGCCAAGCAAUACAGCCUUAGCAAUUGUUUUCUUUAAUCUUCAAGGAGCGUUGAUUAUCCUGCUGGCAGCUUCAACUGGGCUGAUGAAUUGACAUUAGAAGGGCCUCAACACUUCCCAGAUAUGGCUAUUAGGGUGACACAGUCGAAGCAUUGCAGGAGGGGAGAGACUGGAUUUUGGUUGUUGUGCCCUGUGAUUGUUGUGCGCUAAUCUUCAUAGUAGGGUUUCUGGUGCUUCUACUACUAUUACUGUUUGGUUGAUAAAAAAUUGUGUAUGUUCCGCUAGCCUUCAGUUUGUACUUAAAAGUAGGGUUUGGUACGUUGUAAUUUGUUUUGACAAAUGCCUGUAAAUUGCAUCAAGGCAGACUGUUUGGAUGAAUGCUUCAACCAGUGUGACUGUUGUAAUGAAUGA